Messenger RNA from Acanthopagrus latus (yellowfin seabream), 1355 nucleotides. RefSeq names its product annexin A4 (gene anxa4). NCBI's taxonomy places the organism in Eukaryota, Metazoa, Chordata, Actinopteri, Spariformes, Sparidae. Bases 187 to 1149 code for a protein of 320 amino acids. Gene Ontology annotation, molecular function: calcium-dependent phospholipid binding; calcium ion binding. The transcript has 13 exons. Gene Ontology annotation, cellular component: cytoplasm. Gene Ontology annotation, biological process: negative regulation of coagulation. The record is from RefSeq and is a predicted model, not a curated record.
GAAUGUGCACUCCAACGUUCUUAAUAUUUGCAUCCUGGUGGGUGGGACGUGAGUGCAGCCGCUGUUAUAAGGUCUAGUUUCCUGGUCCUGUGACGCUUCACCCUGUUUUCCUGCUCCUCACGGACUCACCAGUCUUCAGCACAGCUUUCUGCAUUUCCAGUCGGGAAAUCUUUCACUCUUCGCACAAUGGCAGCGAUUGGAAUCCGUGGUACAGUUACCGAGGCGCCUGGUUUCGACCCAGAGGCCGAUACCCAGAAGCUCAGAGAUGCCAUGAAGGGAGCUGGCACCAAUGAGGCAACCAUCAUUGAGAUCCUCGCACACCGUACUAUUGCCCAGAGGCAGCGCAUCAAAGAGGCCUUCAAACAAUCAGUUGGGAAGGACCUGGCUGAUGAACUGUCCUCAGAGCUGAGUGGAAACUUCAGGAGUGUCGUCCUAGGUCUGCUGAUGCUGGCACCUGUGUAUGAUGCCUACGAGCUAAAGACAGCAAUGAAGGGGGCUGGAACAGAGGAGGCUUGUCUCAUCGAUAUUCUGGCCUCAAGGUCGAACGCUGAAAUAAGAACCAUCAAUGCUUUCUACAAGAAAGAAUAUGAGAAAUCCUUGGAGGACGCUAUAAGCGGAGACACAUCUGGGAUGUUUAAGAGAGUUUUGGUGUCUUUACUCACGGCUGGCCGGGAUGAAAGCGACAAAGUGGACGAGGCCCAGGCUGUUGUGGAUGCCAAGGAAAUCUACGAGGCUGGUGAGGCUCGAUGGGGCACGGAUGAGGUGAAGUUCCUCACAGUGCUCUGUGUGAGGAACCGAAACCACCUGCUGCGAGUCUUCGCGGAGUAUCAGAAGAUUUCUGGAAGAGACAUCGAGGAUAGCAUUAAGAGGGAGAUGUCUGGCUGUCUGGAGGACGUCUUCCUGGCCAUAGUGAAAUGCUUGAGGAACAAGCAAGCAUUCUUUGCCGAGCGAUUAUACAAAUCCAUGAAGGGGCUGGGCACCACAGACAGUGUCCUCAUUAGAAUAAUGGUUGCUAGGGCUGAGAUUGACAUGUUGGACAUUAAGGCGGAGUUCCUGAAGAUGUACGGCAAGACUCUGUACUCCUUCAUCAAGGGAGACACGUCUGGUGACUACCGCAAAAUCCUGCUGGAGCUGUGUGGAGGCGAGUAAAAGAAACGUCAGAACAACAUCUGGCUCUGUCUUCACUCUGCAGACCACGUUAUGAGCUUUUUUUUUUUUUUUUUCCCCGUUGAUGACUUCCUUGCUCUUACCUUUUUCUUCUUCCAUGGCUUUCACAUUUCACCGAUUGACCGCAGUGCCUUGUUUUACUGUUUUGUGUUGUAAUACCAAUUAAACCAAAGAGCAGUGACCUUUUA